AUGGUAACACGUAUUGUAAAAAUCGGAGGUGCAUCCAUAACAGAUAAAGCUCAGUUUGAACAUGUUAAUUUGCCAAAUAUUGAUUUUAUCGUUGACUUAUUUAAAAACAACUAUAAAAAUUUAAUUUUAAUUCAUGGUGCUGGAUCAUUUGGUCAUCAUCAAGCUAAAAAAUAUAAAUUAAAUGAAGGCUAUAAAAAUACUUAUAAUUAUGAAGAAUGUCGUUUGGGUGUUUGUGAUACUCGACGAUCAUUAGGUCGUUUACAACAAUAUUUAUUGGAUGCAUUCCUUGGUGCUCAAAUCCCUGUUGUUAGAAUUUCACCAUUUGAUUUUCUUAUUUCGGAUCAAUUUGAAUUAACAGAUGAAAAUUAUAAACAACUUUAUCAACGUUUAGAUAUUCUACUAUCAAAUGGUUAUGUUCCACUUUUGCAUGGUGAUGUUUUAUUGGAUAAAAAAACUCAUUGGAGAAUAUUAAGUGGGGAUGAUAUUUUACUUAAAUUAGCGGAAUAUUAUCAACCACGUCAAUGCAUAUUUCUAACUUCAGUACCUGGUAUUCUUCAAUCUAAUGGAAAUGUUAUUGAAGAAUUCUAUGUUGGUGAAAGUAAAAUCGAUGAACUCGAUCAUCAAUCAUCAAUUAUUGAUGUCACAGGAUCAAUGCAAAAUAAAGUGAUGAUUGCUUGUGCUAUUGUUAACAAACUAGAUACAUGUCAAGUAUUUAUUGUACAAGGUGUUAGUAAAAAUGCAAAACAUCUUCUUUCAUCAUCAAUAAACGAUGAUGAAGAAUUUAUUUUAAAUGGAAGUACAAGAAUUUUGAAGAAACAUUAA
Messenger RNA from Rotaria socialis, 822 nucleotides. Lineage: Eukaryota; Metazoa; Rotifera; Eurotatoria; Philodinida; Philodinidae. The record is from the annotation of a GenBank genome assembly.